GUUUAAUCGAUCUUGAUAGUCUCAGUUUUGUUUCUGUAUUCAUAAUAAAAUAAAAGUGACUACACCUGUGCACUAUCAAAGAAUAACACCAAGAUGCUACCUCCAAAGUUGAAAAUAUUGAUGAUUGGACCUGCCCAGAGUGGGAAAACACUAAUUGCUAACUUCAUAUCUGAAUCAAUAAAUAUCGAAGAGUCUGGAACCCCUAGACCUACGCAGGGAGUGAGAAUAGUGGAAUUCGAAGUAUCUAAUUUGAGCAUUAAUGGAAAAAUUGUAAACAUUGAUAUUGAACUAUGGGAUUGCAGUGGUGACCAUAAAUUUGAACCUUGUUGGCCAGCAUUAAGAUUAGGCGUUCACGGUGUGAUUCUUGUAUGUUCGCCAAGCACAGUUCAAGUGGCCGCUAGAGAAAUGGAACUUCUAUACAACUAUUUUGUUUCCCAGCCAAAAUUAGCGGCAAAACAAUGUGUCCUUUUUUAUAACUGCACCGAAGAAAAUGAUGACAUGGGUGCCUUGAACUUAUCUGCUACUUUUACCAAGGUGUCUCAAGUUGUAAUAAACUUAAAGAAUGGCGGAAAUCGACUAAAAAUAGAUUUUUCCAAUUAUGUGGCUUCAGUUCUACAAUCAAUAAAUAUGUAA
This is a messenger RNA of Amyelois transitella, 633 nucleotides long. RefSeq names its product intraflagellar transport protein 22 homolog. NCBI's taxonomy places the organism in Eukaryota, Metazoa, Arthropoda, Insecta, Lepidoptera, Pyralidae. The coding region runs from base 94 to 633 and encodes 179 amino acids. The record is from RefSeq and is a predicted model, not a curated record. The transcript is spliced from 4 exons.